AUGACGUCCGAUGACGGAAACAUCAAAGCUCAGAAACACAACCCCACCCUCCAGGCCCGAACCAGCUCGCGACGAUCGGAUCAGGGUCACAGGGGAAUCACGACGGCCUAUCCUAGCCCGCCACCUACCACGACAUUGCCGUCGGGUGCCAUGUUACCAGAGGUUUUGGGCCCUAGCGGAGGCAUAGGGGAGACCGCCGCUUGGAGGUUGAUCUAUGGGCUGCACCAGAGUAGAGAUCGCUUCAGCUAUGAUGGAGGACCUGAUGAAGUCGGCGUCCGUAGCACCCGAACACACGAGCUCCGGACUGCCCUCCGCGAUCUCGACAUCCAGAUUCGCACGACAUUUACGAUUCUGCAACUUGACUUGUUGCUUCAAUGGGAGUCAGAACGGGAAGACGACGCGUCUCAAUCAAGUUUUGAAUCGGAAUCAGAUGACGAAUCUCUUCAGGACACCGCUAGCUCAGACCGAGACGAUGCAUCUUCGCAUUCAGGCGUGGAAUCUCGCUGCAUCUCUCCGACCGAGGAGCGUUUCGAUAUACCAAGUCAUGGGCCAUCUCCGUCAGACAACCAAGCAUUGUCGCUUCUUCGAGACUUGUGCUCCCUUCUCGAAGUGCGGGUUAAUCCCCUUCUGAUCCCCAUCCAGCCAGAGGAUAUCGACCAAGCUUCAGGCUAUCCAAGACUGGCGCGUCUCAUUGGAUAUGUUCAAUCACCACAAAUUCAUCCCCAACGUCUGGAAUUCAUUCCGAUCCCGGGAUCUGCAAAUACACCCUUCCUCUUCAACGUUACGGAAGACGGUGCGACCGCGACUGCCUUCGUCGCGCUCUGUGAUCCGGUACAAAAGCCUCCUAGAAAAAGGGCUCGACAGCGAAUGCUAGCAGAAGUCGGUUUUAUGAGGGAUCACUUCUUGUACUUCAACAACUUUGUCAAUAGUCUACAGAUUUCGAUCGGAUCUCUUGACAGCCUCGCUCCGCGGCCAAGUCAGAGCUCCACCUCCACCACAGGGUCGUUCGCCUCGUUCGCGCUGCUCCAAAAGUUUCGGCAGCAAACGACCGCUGCAUUCCGCGCUAUAUUUUCACAAUUCGGAUCAUGCGCUCAUCGCGAAUCGAUAAAGCAGCACAAGAUCCUUCUACAGUUACCUGGUUGGGAGGUCGCUUCCGACUGGAAUCUGCCGGUUCAACUUUUCUUCACUAGUUGCCUACUUGAAGAUUGGCAGCCCGCAAGCAUGUAUUUUCUUCAGUCCGAAAAGAACGAUGCAUACAAAAAGCAAAAGCUCUGCAAGGCCCUAAGUAGUGCCCACGAUAAUGACAGGGACCUUGAGUUCUACGUCUCGGAAGAUUCUGAGAGCACUAAUCCUGGCGAAAUACCAGUUCAUAUCCCUAUUGGUCCAAAGAGAGGUCGGAGAUAUGGCGACAGCUUCCCAGUCGACAACCUCUGUACUCUGAUCAAGCAUGGCUACUUUGCAAGGAACCGCACAAUGGAGUUGUUAUAUAAGGCUGGUGAGAACGCUGCUGUCAUGGGAAUUGACCAGCGCAAGACUCUCGCUGUCAAGCUCGUUCUCGGCAUGAUGCUGUCCAUGGAUUCCGAUUACAUCAUUGGCACCUGGGAUCCAGCACGCAUUCAUUUCUUGAAGCCCAUGGACACGGAACUCACACCAUUUGUCUCAAUCUACGGGAAUGUGGACAGUUUAAGCCGUUGGGGCUGUCCGCCCCUCGCUAAAUUAAACAUCUCUGGCGACUUUGGGGAUGAUGACGACGAGCCGGAUUCGUAUCCCUUGCUGCCGUUCACUCUCUUGGCCAAGGCGCUAUUGCAGAUUGCGUGCGGAGAGCGUCUCAAGGAUCUUAAAAUUUCUUACGCAUCGAGAAAAGCUUUUCUCGGCGGAUGGAAGGAGCUUCGGAGGUUGAUUGAGCUCUAUCUCAAAUCAAAAACCUGCGAAAAUGAUGUGGACCGAGAGACGUUGCCCUUUCUAUAUGCAGCUCUGAAAUGCUUGGAUUUCCAUACAAGGUAUCAGGUGCGCCUUAAGUCGGCGCGGUCAAACCAUCGCAUAGAGAUUGCGUGGCAGCUGGUGUUCGACGACGUCAUCGCUCAGAUUGACAGCAGCUUGAAUUUGGGGGAGUUAAUCCAGCCUGGCACUGAUGCUCUCACCAAGGAAGAAGCCAUUCCCGUCGCAGGUCAAACAGCGGCUGAAGAAUCCUCUGUCCUUAGAAGCGUCGGGGGCAUCACAGCUCAGCCCCAGGUCGCAUUAUUCGAUGGGGAGAAUUCCGUGAAGGACUCAACAGAAGUCCAAAGGGCUACCUUCUUCUUCGAGACACUCGAAGAAUUCCACGCCUCCUAUUCGCGCUUUGUCACUGAUCGUGUCAAGGACGACUCAGGAGGAGAACCACCACGGCGGAUCCGCAUAGCAGUUCUCGAUACUGGAAUCGACUUCCGACAUUCCGGGCUAAUAGAGGCGAAGAAAAAGGGACGCGUGAAGAGGGAAUGGUGCCACAGCUGGGUUGGCGCCGGAACCGACGUAGAAGAUGAGGAUGACGAGUUGCACGGAACGAACUGCGUUUACGUUCUCCACAAAGCAGCGCCUGAGGCAAACAUAUACGUCGAGAAAGUGUUUCGGAGCAACAGCUUUAGGAUCUACCAAGCUGAGAAUAUUGCUAGGGCUAUCAAACAUGCAGUGGAGACAUGGGACGUAGAUAUUAUAUCGAUGUCAUUCGGACUGAGGCCUCCGGUACCUCGGAAAGACGGAAAUCACGCCGAGGAAAAUCUAGCCUUACAGGACUACCAAGAUCUUGUCGACGGUAUCCAAACCGCAAUUCGAAAUGCCUCGGUCCAGUCGCCUCGGAUCAUGUUUGCGGCCGCCUCCAACAACGGCAAGAAUGAAAAGCGUGCGUUCCCGGCGAAGUACGAGCCGUGGGUUAUAUGCGUCCAUGCUUCGGACGGGAAGGGCAGUGAUGGCGGCAUCAAUCCGCCGACGGAGCGUGGUGCUAACUUCAUGACGCUCGGUAUGGGUCUGAAUCUAAUGGAAAGACAGUGGACGCAUGAACAGAAGGGACGGACACCGAUAUACAAGGAGGUAUAUAAAUCUGGUACGUCGUUCGCAACGCCGAUAGCCGCUGGCAUUGCAGCCACAGUCCUCGAUGUCGCUUCCCGAGUGAGCGCGAUCAAGGACCGGGCGAAGGAGAAGCUUAGAAGACCCGAAGAGAUGCAGAAGAUGUUAUGGCUCAUGUCGAGUCCGAAGCACGAUCUCGGCAAUCAAUAUUGCUUUUUGGCUCCGUGGAAUCAUUGGGAGAAGCACUGGCAGGCAAAUGAGACUAAGUCCCGAAUAGCCUGGGACUUAAUCAACGAUCUGUUUGAGGCGUAG
This is a messenger RNA of Mytilinidion resinicola, 3351 nucleotides long. RefSeq lists its product as uncharacterized. Lineage: Eukaryota; Fungi; Ascomycota; Dothideomycetes; Mytilinidiales; Mytilinidiaceae. Gene Ontology annotation, biological process: proteolysis. Gene Ontology annotation, molecular function: serine-type endopeptidase activity. The transcript has 6 exons. The coding region runs from base 1 to 3351 and encodes 1116 amino acids. The record is from RefSeq and is a predicted model, not a curated record.